Messenger RNA from Thrips palmi, 1704 nucleotides. RefSeq names its product myrosinase 1-like. The record is from RefSeq and is a predicted model, not a curated record. Gene Ontology annotation, biological process: carbohydrate metabolic process. The transcript has 10 exons. NCBI's taxonomy places the organism in Eukaryota, Metazoa, Arthropoda, Insecta, Thysanoptera, Thripidae. Gene Ontology annotation, molecular function: beta-glucosidase activity. Bases 26 to 1618 code for a protein of 530 amino acids.
GUUGUUGGCCGGCACAGAAUUGACGAUGCUGCCCCGGCGCGUGGAGGUGCUCGCGGCCCUGGCCUGGGCAUUCUGGGCAGCGUUGGCACACUGCGAGGCGUCGGGCGGCGUCGUGAAGCUCCCCGAUGACUUCAUCGUGGGGUCGGGGACCUCCUCGUACCAGGCCGAGGGCGCGUGGAACGUCAGCGGGAAGGGCGAAAGCCUCUUCGACCGCAUUCUGCAUUCCAGUGCCUUGACGGGAGUGCCCAACGCUGAUGUGGGCGCAGACUCUUACCACCGAAGCAAAGACGACGUGGCUGCUGCUCGCGAACUGAAGCUGCGAAUGUAUCGCUUCUCCCUGUCUUGGCCACGCCUCCUUCCCAAUGGCUGGACCAGUAACGUCAACCAGGACGGACUGCGCUACUACAACCAACUUAUAGACGAUCUGCAGGACAGCGGUAUACAACCGAUGGUAACCCUCUUCCACUGGGACGCCCCGCAGGCUUUGCAGGAUGAGUUCGACGGCUGGAACGAUGACAAAAUGGUCGACGCCUUUGUGGCCUAUGCAGACUUUGCAUUCACCCAUUUUGGUGACAGGGUGCGGUACUGGACCACGCACAACGAGCCCUACCUGUUCUGCAACUUCCUCCCCAACAUUGCCGCCUUCCUCGCCGGCACGGAGAUACCGGACACCGCGCCCACACCGGCACCCGGUCAGGAGGCGAACGACUACAAAUGUCUGCAGAGAAUAGUGCUGUCGCACGCCCGCGCCUACCGGCUGUACCAGGAGAAGUACGCGGCAAAGCAACAUGGGCUCAUCGGGCUGAGUAACUUCGCCUUCGCCCCGCGGCCGAACUCCUCGUCCUUCGCGGACGUGGCCGCGGUGCGGCGCUACAACCUGCUGACGCUGGGCACCACGUUCGGGCCGCUCGUCACGGGGGACUACCCCGUCGAGGUGCGCCGCAUGGUGGACGAGGCCAGCGAGCGCGAGGGGCUUGGCAAGUCGCGGUUGCCCGAGUUCAGCGCCGACCAACGCGCCAUGCUCAGAGGAACCAUUGACUUUCUCGGCGUCAAUAAUUACUUUGGACAGACAAUCGCGGCUGCGAAACGACCGGAGCGAGGAAGCGCUCUGACCGACGCGGCGGUGCGAGUGGUUGCCAACGACGUGUUUGGCUCUCAUGCUGUCACUGCAUUUUCUCAGAUGACACCCUGGAGUUUGAAGGAGGCGGCGCUGUGGUGUUGGGCGGAGUACCGCGUCCCCAUAUUCGUGACGGAGAACGGUUUCAUCACAGAGAACAGCGUCGUAUCCCUUGACGACAACAUCCGCGCUGUUUACCAUAGUGCCUACAUGCGGGAGCUAGUUCGAGGCAUCGAAGAAGAUGGCGUGCGUGUUCUCGGCUACUUGGCGUGGAGCCUCAUAGAUCUUUUCGAGUGGGUUCGUCAGUACAAAUAUUCGUACGGUUUGGUGCACGUGGACUACGCCGGCGGAUCGCUGAACCGAACGCUCAAGAAGUCCUCGGCGUUCUUCAAGGAGGUUGGGGAGACGAGGACCAUUCCCGAAGUGGCUGCCAGCUCGGCGCGUUUCUCGUCUUCGCUGCUGCCCGUCUUCGCCGGCCUCAUUUUACUGAAAUGCCUUUAACAGCACCAUUUACAUUCACCCGUCAAACUUUAUCGCAUCUGUUUCUGAAUCGUUUCUCAUUAAAUCUAGUAUUUAUAAAACUUAAA